AUGGAAGAAGGUACUAACAAUAGCAAUGGCUUUGUGCUAUCAAAGGCUAUAGACCUUGCCUUGAUGACCUCCAAGCAGGAGAGAGACGAAGCAUUCCUAAAAUCAAUGCCUCCUGGUUAUCGGUUCAAGCCACGUGACGAUGAGCUUGUAAAUUAUUAUUUGAAGAGGAAAGUUUAUCAUAAACCAUUGCCACCCAACAGAAUCAGGGAGGUUCAUCUCUACAACUAUGAUCCUGAAACUUUAACAGAAGAGAGCAAUAAGUCAUCAGAUGGAGCAGUGAAUGAAUGGUUUUUCUUCACACCUAGACACCGCAAAUACCCAAAUGGCAAAAGGCCUGGGCGAGGAGCAGGUAAUGGAUAUUGGAAGGCUACUGGAGCCGAUAAGCAUAUCAAGUAUAAAGGAGAUUUGGUUGGAUUCAAGAAGACUUUAGUCUUCUACAAGGGGAAACCACCUAAGGGUGACAAGACCAGUUGGAUAAUGCAUGAAUAUGUAUUAAGCAAUCCUCCAGCAAUACAAAGAGCUGGUGCUGAUGACAUGAGACUUGAUGAUUGGGUGCUAUGCAGAGUGUAUAAGAAGCAGUAUGCAAAGUCAAAACUUGAAAUCCCACGGCAGAGUACUGAUCAAAAACAGGAGGAAGAUGAAGAUGCAAUUCCAGCUCAAACAGAAACCCACAAGCAAGAAUUUGGGAUUCCACCUCCUCAAUCUGAUCAACAGUUUCAAGUCCUAGACUUCAAUGUGCUGCCACUAGCACAACAAACUUGUCCAAUGCCUUUUUUAAACAAUGCAUAUGAUAAUUCUACAUUUGGAGGACUGCCACAGUUUCCUGAAUCUGUUGAUUCUUUGCUGCAAUAUGACUCAACCAUAUUUUCUCAGCUGUUUGAGCCUGAUUAUGGUAAUCCUAUACUAACAGCUGCACCAAUUUCAUCUAUACCUCCUCCUGGUCAGUUUCAUUUCAUUGGUGAUGGUAAUUUCAACAUACAUGAGCAGCAACAGCAAUUUUCAGGUGCCCCAUGCAAUUUUGAGUUCUCACCUGAUGAUCAAUUCCUUUUGAAAAGUGAUUUUGGUUUGCCAAAUAUAUUUAGAGAUUUGUAG
Messenger RNA from Durio zibethinus, 1092 nucleotides. The record is from RefSeq and is a predicted model, not a curated record. NCBI's taxonomy places the organism in Eukaryota, Viridiplantae, Streptophyta, Magnoliopsida, Malvales, Malvaceae.